Messenger RNA from Acanthosepion pharaonis, 1020 nucleotides. NCBI's taxonomy places the organism in Eukaryota, Metazoa, Mollusca, Cephalopoda, Sepiida, Sepiidae. The record is from the annotation of a GenBank genome assembly.
AUGGGUGGUGGUAUCCGCCAUCGCGUUCAGCAAUACGGGAAGCCUGAUGUCUGCCGCCAAUAUGGUAUCGAAGCUCGCUCCCGUCAGGCCGAUGCGCGUGCCGAGCAACGGGAUCAUCUGCAACAGGACAGCGACAAAUUGGUGCCGGCCAAGGCGUUGAGAACGCGCACGGCAGGCCUCCACCGGCCUGGGCUGCCCGCUGCCCACCGAAAAAGGCGACGCGAUAAUCCAUCCGCUGAGCGACCGCGCUGGCCGACACUUGCUGCGUGGCUUUCCCGGUCAGGAUACGGCCGAAAGAUCAGCGGCACGGGGCGCCGCAGGACCACGCGCAUCGCGCCGCCGUCCGUGCCCGGAAUGAAGCGAGCUUCGGGCAAGAUGUCGGGUUCGCGUCGCAGCGGCCAGAAUCAUGUCGCUCGAUGCAUCAACGACGCCAUUGGCGUCAACGCACCUGCCCGAUGGCACGGGAUGACGUUCGGGGGCUCGAUGCCGCUAGCGCCAAAGGCGGCCUCGUCGGCGGUUCCUGCAGCUUGCGCUGAGAAAGGUCAACAUUCAAUAUCGAUGCCCGAGGCCGCGCCGCCCGGGGACGAAAGGCAGAUUGAGCAACGGAUCGCUCGAUGCGUCAUAGCGGACCGACACGGUGAGGAUGUUGUCGCUCAGUGGUAUCGAUCUGGCCGCGGUUGGCGUGAAGGACGCCAGUCAGAUCAAAGCAUUUGGCAGGCUGUGGUGAUCGCGAUCCUCCGGCGUUCAGCGGCAUCGAUGCCCGCCAGCGCCGCCCCGUGCGGCGCUGUUCGCCGAUUGCUGGACGAGAUGCGCGGUCAUGAGAUAGUCGCCGAAACUCACGAUACCCAACAAGACCGACAGCAGCACCGGCGCGACCAGCGCCGUCUCGACCGCCGCCACGCCACACACCGGUCGGGCACGGAAUAUCUUUCCCAACACAACGAUCUCAUGGAAUGCGCGUCGCUAUGCUGCGUUUUCGCUCUCCGAGAAUUCGUUCAUCGCUUUUCCCAAUGGCGGUAA